Cuculus canorus (common cuckoo) is the source of this 3063-nucleotide messenger RNA. RefSeq names its product GRB2 associated regulator of MAPK1 subtype 2 (gene GAREM2). The transcript is spliced from 5 exons. NCBI's taxonomy places the organism in Eukaryota, Metazoa, Chordata, Aves, Cuculiformes, Cuculidae. Bases 410 to 2803 code for a protein of 797 amino acids. The record is from RefSeq and is a predicted model, not a curated record.
GGGAUGGGAACAGUGUUGGGGCUGUCGACGCAGCUGAAGGUGCAGAGAUGCUGGCGGCUGCCCUCGCAAGAGCCUUGAAGCCCCCUCUAAGUGCUCUCCAUGGCAGUAAUGAGUCCUGCUAAUAAAUAAAUCAUGGAAGCGGCGGGGGGGAGGGGCUCCUCGCCCAUCCCAAAGGGCCAGGAGGGGAGCGUGUUAACCGGCUUCGGGGGCUCGGCUGUGCCCGAGCCAGCCACCCUGCUGUGUGGGGCUGCCCUCGGCUCAGGAAUGAUUCCCGGAGCCACAGCCCCAGCCAGAAUCCUGCCCGGCGAGGAGCAGCCAUGACCCCAGCACCGCUCAGCACAGGGCUGGCAGUGGCGAAGCUGGCUGGCAUGGGAUUAAUAUUCCCCUCAGGUCUGGCCUCGCCGAGCCAAUGCCAACGACGGCGGUUUCACUGCCGGCUGCUCUUCCCCCCGCUCCUGCCUGCAUCCCCGCUGCCGUCCCCACUGCUAAGCCCUCUGUCCCCUCGAAAGGUCCCCUCCGGUCCCCUCUCAUCCAAGGGAAGUUCAAGCUGCUGGACCAGGACCGGGACAUCCGUGAGCCCGUGCAGUACUUCAACAGCGUGGAGGAGGUGGCCAGCAUCUUCCCAGACCGUGUCUUUGUCAUGGAGGCCAUCACCUUCAGCGUGAAGGUGGUAUCAGGGGAGUUCAGCGAGGACAGCGAGGUCUACAACUUCACUCUGCACGCGGGGGACGAGCUGACGCUGAUGGGCCAAGCGGAGAUCCUGUGCGCCAAGACAGUGAAGGAGAAGUCGCGCUUCAACACGAUCCUGCGGAAGCUGGGCAAGGCGGCACCAGCGGCGGGGGCCAGGCAGGUGAAGGGCAAGAUGCCCUGCCUGAUCUGCAUGAACCACCGCACCAACGAGAGCCUCAGCCUGCCCUUCCAGUGCAAGGGCCGCUUCAGCACCCGCAGCCCCCUGGAGCUGCGCCUGCAGGAGGGCGAGCACACCAUCCGCAGCAUCAUCGAGAAGGUGCGGCUGCCCGUCAACGUGGCCGUGCCCAGCCGCCCCGCGCGCAACCCCUACGACCUGCACGCCAUCCGCGAGGGCCACUGCUACAAGUUGGUCAGCAUCAUCUCCAAGACGGUGGUGUUGUGCUGCAUCCUCCGCCGGGACGAGCUGGUCCCUUUCCAUUUCCUCCUACUGACCGACAUGCCCCGCUUCCAGCUGCCUGAGGGGCUGCUGGCCGGGGACCCCCAGCUGGAGAAGCUGCUGCGGGACAGCGCUGCGUACUGCCAGGACCGCUUCAACCCCGAUGAGUACUCGCGGGCUGUGCGCGAGGCCAAACCGGACUUUUCAGAGGAGUGCGCCAGCCCGCGACGCUUGCGCCUCUGCCUGCCCGCCUGCGCCCGCGAGGAGCUCAGCCAGCCCCUCCAGCGCCUUUCCCUCUGUGCCUGCACCUCCACCAGUCCCUGGGAACCCCCCACUCGCUGCCAGGGACCGUGGGGUGGCACCCCGCGCCCGCCGCUGCCCGACUUCCCCGACCCCGACCGCGAGUACAUGACGCCUGACUGGGCCGAGCCCGAGUUCAGGACUCAGGAGCCACUGGAGAUUCCCUACGAGGAGCUCUGGAGCAAUCCUGGGCUGGAGGGUUGCUGCGAGGCAGGCAGUGGUGCCAGCCGACCGGAUCUCAUCACCUUGGGGGCCAUCACCCCACUGGGCUCCCCGCAUCUCCCCGGUGUGCCUGGGGAUGAGCCCCGUGGGGACACCCCACCUCCUGUGCCACCCAAGUCGGAGGCGGUGAAGGAGGAGUGCCGGCUGCUGAAUGCACCCCCCGUGCCGCCCCGGGGCAGCCGCCCCCCGCCGUCCUGCAGCCCCCCAGCCCCCCUGCGCUGCCCGAAGCUGGCACCCACUCCCUCACCCAGCCCCAGCCUCUCCUACUACUCCUCAGGCCUCCACGAUGGGUCGGUCCCGCGGAGUGGCAGCGGCUCGCCCUCGCCUGAUGCCUACAGCCUCUACUGCUACCCCUGCACUUGGGGUGACUGCAAAGCCGGGGAGGCCUCUGGGCGCCCGCUGCCCCCCAGCACCCAGCCCGUCCCCACCUCCUGGUCGGACCCCUGGGCAUACGGCGAGGCGGGUGGCGGGGCAGGCAGCAGCUGCUCGACGCCGCUGUCGGGUGCCGAGCCCCCCUUGAAGCCCUACCACAGCUGCCCCCGCCUCAAGCCCCCCCACCCCCAAAAACGCUUUGCCCCCUUCGGGGCUCUCAACCCCUUCGCUGGCCCAGCCGAGUGGCCAGAGAGCCCGGAGUGGUCCAAACCACCUUCAGCCCCAGCCGCUCCCCCCUCCUCUUCCUCGCCAGAGCCUUUCGCCUCUGUUGAGGUGCUAGAGUCGCCCCCUCCGCCUCGCCCACCAAAGGGAUUUGAGGGCGAGAGCAUCGUCAUCCGUGGGGCAGCCCCACUUUCGCCCGCUGUGCUGCACGGGGCCGAGGGUGGCGUCACCCGUGUCUACCUGGCACAGGGUGUUAUCGAGGUGCCACCAGCGGUGAGGGGCGAUGGGGGGGCCCCGCCAGCUGCCCCCAGACCCAGUGGGGAUGGCUCGCCCUGGCUGCCACCUGCCGACCUCUCAGCCCUCUCACUGGAGGAGGUCUCCAAGUGCCUGCGCUUCAUCGGCCUCUCCGAGGACGUGGUCAGCUUCUUCGCCCGUGAACGCAUUGAUGGCAGCAUCUUCGUCCAGCUCAGUGAGGAGAUCCUGGCUGACGACUUCCGCCUCACCAAGCUCCAGGUGAAGAAGAUCAUGCAGUUCAUCAAGGGCUGGCGCCCCAAGAUCUGACUGCACGCUGGGAUUCUCCUGAACCGUUGGGGGUCUCCAGCCCACCGGGACCUGCCCUGCUCUGGGGCACCCUGAUGCAGCAGUGCCUCUGCCCCGCUGUCUGGGGGGUUACCUCCUCCUUGGAAGCUCAGCCUUAUUGCCCAGUCCUCCCCUCUUUCCUUUUUAACACUGGACGGUAAUUUUGGCCCAAAUGGGCUGGAAAAUACUGGAGUUUGUGUUGACUGGUUUAACUUAAUCCUUGUGGAUUAGUGUAAUAAACA